CCGCUGAUCCCUCCAAACAAAGGUGGGGUAAGAUUAUUAGCUCCCUGAACCCAUCUGUUUGGACUUCCUUCACCCUGUCUUUAACCCCAGCCCGUCCCGGUUCGGUUCCGAACAGACCAUGAGUAAAGACUACCAGCUGAGAGCCGCCAUCAACCAGAAGCUGAUCGAGAUGGGGGAGCGGGAGAGGUUGAAGGAGCUGCUCAGAGCCAAACUGGUGGAGUGUGGCUGGAAGGACCAGCUGAAGGCCCACUGCAAAGAUGUGAUCAGAGAGAAGGGUCUGGACCACGUCACCGUGGAGGACCUGGUGACAGAGGUGACGCCUAAAGGCCGAGCUCUGGUACCAGACAGCGUGAAGAAAGAACUCCUGCAGAGAAUCAGAGCUUUUCUUGUCCAACACGCAGCCAUGUGAAGAAAAAGACUUUCAUCAGUUUAAAGUUUUUAUUUUAUUUUUUAAUACUGUGUCUUUAUUUUGUUUCUGCUGCUGU
Molecule: messenger RNA, 485 nt
Organism: Austrofundulus limnaeus
Lineage: Eukaryota; Metazoa; Chordata; Actinopteri; Cyprinodontiformes; Rivulidae
Gene: eny2
Product: ENY2 transcription and export complex 2 subunit
Exons: 4
Coding region: 119-409 (96 amino acids)
Biological process (GO): mRNA export from nucleus; positive regulation of DNA-templated transcription
Cellular component (GO): nuclear pore; SAGA complex
Molecular function (GO): transcription coactivator activity
Source: RefSeq, a predicted model, not a curated record